AGCUCUUCGCGCUACGUCACGUUUUUACGUUAAAAGGGACUGGUGUUGUAAUCUCGAGACAUUACGCUCUACUACUACAACAACGCAGACAACCACACAGACUGAGAGACAUGGAGAAAAUACACCGGAGUGUUUGACGAAGGAGAUCCGAAAAUGGCGCACACUUGCCGGACAAUGAAGCGACAGCACAUCGACGCAUAUCGGUCACCGACUAAUACGCGAAAUCUGUUGGUUUUCGACGAGGAAUACCAGAAUACGUGAGGAUUUUUUUUUUAUUGUUGGUCCAAGAAGAAGUAAAGAUGGCUACGCUUGUUGGUUCCGAGAAGGGUUCUGAACGAACCGCGAUGGAGAGGUUCGGUAGCGGAGGUAUGGCGCUCCUGCCGUGGACUAAACAGAUGCUCACUGUGCUGUGGGAACAGCUACGACUGCUGGUUCAGGUCAUAUACUACACCUUCGUGUCCGUUUUCCAGAUGUUCCGGUUUGAGGUCCACGUGAGAAUCACAGACGAGACGGGUCAACACAUGCAGCACAUGACCACGGCGGCGAGCCCGACAGAUGCCUUCCUGUUCUCCUCGUUGUUCGACGGCGACGUCGGCGGUUCGAACCCCCUCUCUACCUUCUGCGCCGACGUGGGCGACUCCGCCGCCGAGGCCCUGCUGUCCACGCUGCGCGCCGACGACCUGUGCCGCGGAUUAGUGGACGAUUUUGUGUCCGGCAAAGACGACGGCCUCUUUCUGGGACACCAGUCCAGCUGGAAAAUGGGCUUCCCCGGCGACUGGAACAUCUUCGUGUCGAGCGGCGACAGCUCCGGUUCAAGCGACGGCUGCCAUAAAACCAGUGAAAAAGGCUUCAAGCAGGAAACUUCAGAAGAGGAGAGAACUUUCCUCUGGAGCAGCGAAGAAGACCAGAACGUAGUCGAAUUUGACAGUGAGGAAAGUAAGGCGCUCUGGGAGUCCCUGUCGAAAUCCAGUGAUCCUUACAACCCCUUCUUUUUCUCUGCCUGCAUUUCAACAAACACUAAUAUGGGAAGAAGUAAAGGCAAAGCGACGGAGAGCGACGCCGACCUCGUGUCGGUGAGGAAGGCCGGCGAGGAGAUGUUGGGGCCCCAGGGCCUGAAUGUCUGGGUCAGCCGCUCUGACAGCGAGAGCAGCUGGAGCAGCUGGGCCAGUUCGGAGGGGUCGAGUCCCGACAUGGACGAGGAGAGCGAGAGGCUCCUGGAGUUCUUCAGCAGCCCCGACGACCCCUACAACCCCAUGUGCUUCACCGCCUGCACCUUCGGCAGCGCGUCACCUCAAACCACCACCACGGCCUCCAAACAGCCGGCCUCGCUUCCUGCACCUCCCUCCAGGUCGGACACGGAGGAGAAGGAGAGCAGCGUCCCUCCUUCAUCCGAGGACGAUGAAGAAGAGCGGCAGCUGUGGAAAUCUCUCGGCCAAAAGGAUGACCCGUACCACCCUCUCAACUUCCAGGCCUGCCUGCAGAGCUCCUCGGCAAUGCCGCCGCCGUCUGAGGAUCCGGAAGACCUCGAUGUCCACCACACACAAGCUCCACCCACGAAGGGAAAGAAAUGUGAAAAAGAGUCCAAAAAAUCACCCAGAGCCACCAAGCCCUCGCUAACACCGAGGAAGCUAAAGCAUCACUCCCACCCAGACAAAACCCUGGUGCCCUGGAAGAGAACGGGACAAACACAGCAGUCACUGCCAGAGGAGACGAGGGAAAGCAAGACCAGCAGCACCCAGAAAAAGGUGCGAUUUUCUCCUCAAGUCCACGUCCACGUCAUGCGGACCUGGCUGUUCGCUCGCCAGGCGUCUCGUAAAGGACACUGGGAAGAAAUGGCGCGAGACCGGGACCGCUUCCGGAGGCGGGUCCGGGAGACGGAGCAGGCCAUCGGCUACUGCUUGGCCCCGCCCCACAGGGAGAGGGCGAGGGCGUAUCUGGACGGUGCCUUGAAAUAAACAAAAAAGUCCCAAACGCUGAAUGUUUCCUUUCCUUUUCGGAUGAGAACUCGUGAUUGGUUGCAAUGCAACAGUGAUUUUUUUUAGGCCAAUUAGGAAUUUGAUGUUAGGCCAAGUUUUUAAUGUUCGGUGUUGAGUUGAACAGCCUUGUACCUCGGAAGGUUUUCUACAUUUUGUGACUGUUGCACUGACUGACACUUUCUCAUAUUAACCUCAGCAUUAACGUGUGGGAUGUUGUUUUUGUACGCCUUAUAUACUGACCUAGUAAUGUAACUUAUUUAUGCCCUAUGGAGCUUGUUGUUUAUUUUUUACCGUUGGUUUUAACUGUUUGUGUUUUUACGUGUGUGAACAAACCUCAGUGGUGAAUCUAGAAGUAGAAGAAGAUGAUGUCGUAAGAACGCAGAGCUUCACAGUACAAAGUGUUUUGUUUAAGCAUGACCUGUUGAUAUGAAGUUCUGCUUCCAUUCUCGUUCAAAUAUUUUAGUUUUUGAUAUUUUUAAGUUUUGUCUCGUGUUUUCUUAUUUGAUGGAACAUAUUAGCAGUGUGGAGAUGGAUAUCUUUAUUAUUAUAUUGACUGGAAAGAUUCAAACACUUUGUCCGAUGUGGCUCACUCAGCUUCUCGUGGUGACAUCGUGCAGACAGAAAAUAUGUCAGAAAAUAGCUCAUUUGUCAUUCGGUGUUUUGCCAAAUCAAUAAAGAUUUGUUACACUGUA
Anarrhichthys ocellatus (wolf-eel) is the source of this 2668-nucleotide messenger RNA. Its product is annotated as protein phosphatase 1, regulatory subunit 15B-like. Gene Ontology annotation, cellular component: protein phosphatase type 1 complex; endoplasmic reticulum. Lineage: Eukaryota; Metazoa; Chordata; Actinopteri; Perciformes; Anarhichadidae. The record is from RefSeq and is a predicted model, not a curated record. The transcript is spliced from 3 exons. Bases 300 to 1955 code for a protein of 551 amino acids. Gene Ontology annotation, molecular function: protein phosphatase regulator activity. Gene Ontology annotation, biological process: response to endoplasmic reticulum stress.